Messenger RNA from Camponotus floridanus (Florida carpenter ant), 2329 nucleotides. RefSeq lists its product as uncharacterized. Gene Ontology annotation, biological process: positive regulation of fibroblast growth factor receptor signaling pathway; signal transduction; positive regulation of epidermal growth factor receptor signaling pathway. NCBI's taxonomy places the organism in Eukaryota, Metazoa, Arthropoda, Insecta, Hymenoptera, Formicidae. The transcript is spliced from 6 exons. The record is from RefSeq and is a predicted model, not a curated record. Bases 437 to 1567 code for a protein of 376 amino acids.
GUGCGUUCUCGCCAGUCGCGUCAGAACGCUCGACGAGGGCACAUCGUGGUGCAUUCGUCGUGUUUGAAGCAAAUCGACUUCGAACUCUGUUCAAAUUCUUCUCGGGGGGAAGAAGGAGACGUCUCGUUACACAUCCGAUCAUUCGAUGACUCUCUGAAUAACGACGUUUCGGUCGAAAUGUGCGGAGCGAUUUGCGCGAAACUGAAUGUCAUCGCGCGAAAUGCAUGCCGGAAGUCUCUCCUCGUAUAAUCUCGCCGUCGAGAUUGUGGUGAAUUCGUUGGUGUAUUGUGACUAUCGCGUAAAUUGCUUUCUAAUUUAAUUGUAAGACAGUGAACUUAGAUGAUCUCGAUGUCGUAUAUUUGUCGAUUUUAAAUUUCCGUGUUGAGUGCGCGGAUCGCUACCUGAUAAAAUUCAGUCAAAAUAAGAAUAAGGAGGAAUGUUGAAACACGUGUCGGUCUCACCGUGGAGAGGACGGGCGGAUAGCGUGAGCCUCUCAUCCAGCGGCGGCGCGAGUAGUUGCGGAAGCGGAAGUCCUACCCCCGGUCACACACCACCACCCUCGAGAGCGUCCUCAUGCGCCUCCCUGGUACCCUUAACCGCCCUGUCGAGCUUUUCCCCGGCUGAUACCGCACCCCAACAGACCACCAUCAAGGUCUAUGCCAAUUGCUUGCGACCGGACAUCGAAUAUAAGACCCUGAGUAUCACUUACGAGACGACCUGUCGCGAGGUCGUGCAAAACCUUCUGAACAAGUAUCGCAUGAGACAUCGCGAUCCUCGAUUGUUUUACCUGAUCAUGGAGGUGACCGUAAGAAGAGCCAACGUGCGCACCGUUUUGCCGCUCGACGAGGAUGCGCGGCCAGCUGUCUUGCAAUCCUGCCAUCCUCGCGGUGAUUCCAGGUUCUCGUUGCAGACGCGCCGUGGCGGACUUGUCAAAAUAUACGACAGCGCACUCAUGUCCGGGUCGAAAUACAAGAGCCUUUUGGUCUCGGAGCAGACCACCGUAGACGAGUUGAUCCAGAUGCUAUUGAGUUGCUACAGCUCCAAGGAACCAGUGGAGCAGUUUUCUCUCUACGAGGUCUGCGAAGGUGAAGAGUACCAAAGGAAAUUACACCCUGACGAUUCUCCGCUUAAAGUCACACAACGGUGGACCAGCACAGAUCGACACCUUCGCAUUAGGCGUAAUCCAGAUUAUAGGCGAAAGAGCAUGUGGGCGUCGGACUCGAGUAUCCUGGCAAUGUCGAGGCUGGAUCUCCACGACAGUCCUCCUAUCCAUUACAGUUCGAGAAUCGACAACAACAAUCAUUUGAGUUUGCAUCAUCUCGCUGGAAAAACCGUUAAUAUUGCCACUAACAACAAUAACAACAUCAUUCAUCGAGAUCAGCAUCACUCGUCCUUAGGUUCCAUUAAUCAGGCACCGCGAAUCGUCGUACCUCAUAGCGCGGAUCUUCCACAGGUACAGUUACCGCGAAUGCAGCAACUUCCACAAAGCGUUCCAUCAACGCCGAUCUCGGCAAAACAUGUGACUGCCUCUUCCUAUGCCGAUUACGAGAAUUAUCUCUUUAUAUAAGAGCAAAUCGCACACACAAGUUUGCAUAAACGUCAUCGAAGUUGAGAGAAAUCGCGUCAAUCGCGAAAAUUCGACUCACGAAACGGUCAGAGUUACCAGAGAUUAUUGGGGAUACUAGAAAACAUGCGUCGCGGCUAUUCGAUAGCACGAUUAUCUUCGUAUGUAAUAUGUAGACUUCAAGUACUAAGAGCACUAUGAGGCGUCAACAAAUAUGUACCUUCGAAUUGUGUUAGAAAAUUAUUAAUGCAUCUUCUCGAUGCAUUUGGAUUUAGUUCUUAUUUGAGCUAAUAUAUUAUGAUUUGACAAAGCUCGUUUCCUUGUUAAAGGAAUUUAAUUUGCAUCAAAACAGUUGUGAUAAUUUCUGACGGAUAUUGUGAUGUUUAAUAUUUCAACGAGCACAUGAAAAAUAUUUGCAAUAAUAAUUAUAUUUUUAGCUUUAUUUCUUUAUAUUCUUUAUAUUUACGUAAAAAAAUUAUGGUUUUUUAAAGAAGUUCAAGAACAAGAAAAUCGAAAAAAACGCUCGUUAAACGCUCGUUUGCUGCCUGUAUUUCAGCUGAUCGAAGGUUGAUAACAAAGAGAAUUUAUUAUUAUAUUAGUUAUAUAUUAGUAGUGAGGGAAAUUGUACCAAAGGUAGACGUAUAAAAUUAUAGUGUAUUUAUAUAUGUAUGUAUAAAUAAUAUAUGCUGCAUUCGUAAAAUUAUAUGCGGCAUUCAUCAAGUCUGACACAUACACUUAAGAUUUUGAUAAUUUUUAUAAAUAUUU